Messenger RNA from Dujonia railenensis, 969 nucleotides. Lineage: Eukaryota; Fungi; Ascomycota; Pichiomycetes; Serinales; Debaryomycetaceae. The record is from the annotation of a GenBank genome assembly.
AUGUCCAACCUACUUCAAAAGAGACUCCUCCGUAAGGGAACAACUCUAAACGUGCUCCUUUGUGGUGAAAGAGGUACUGGAAAGCACACCUUUAUCAACAAUUUAUGUGAUGCGACCGUUUUCCAUCAAGAAGCCCCAACUGGGUUUCACUUACCGGAUUCAGCCUCUGAGUCCGGAAGACUCUCCUAUGAGAAAAAAGAGAUCUAUAUUCAAGGAGGGCUUAGCCCAGUUAUCCUUAAGACUGUGUUUGUUAAGGGAUUUCGUGACUCUCUCGAUGGAAGUGAAGUUGCAGAUCAGAUCGUGGAAUACCUUGAAAAUCAGUUUAGCAUGGUGCUUGAGGAAGAGAUCAGAAUCAAUAGAAAUCCUAAAUACGAGGAUAACAGAGUCCAUGUGGCUAUAUACUUUGUCAGGCCGACAUCUAGGGGCUUACACCAGUUCGACAUUGAGUGCAUGAGGAAAAUUGGAUCACGAUGCAACUUGCUUCCAGUGAUCUCGAAAGGCGACAGUCUUACGGAAGCUGAAAGAAGAUUGAAUAAAGAGUUGAUAAGCAAUGAUAUCCAGAGAGCUGGAAUAAAAGUAUUUCAAUUUGAAAGAGACAGUGGAAGUGGAAGUGAAGGCGGUGAAGGUAGAGGUGAGGUUGAAGAGGGAAGUGGAGUAGAAAGAACUGAAAGUAGCCCUUUUCUAGACGGGGAUGAUAACUUAGUUUCUGACGUUAGCAUAGAGCUACAAAGACUACAGAGAAUGAUCCCUUUCUGCGUUAUGUCUAGUGGAGGGGCCUUGGGCUCACCCGUGGAGAGUAACGCCAUAGAGUUUCCCUGGGGCGUGGCAAGGCUCAACGAAGCCAAGGGAAAUGAACUCGGGGAGUUGAAAUCCAUUCUAUUGAGCACCCACACUCAGGAACUAAAAGAUACUACGAAUGAAAAUAUCUAUGAAAAAUUCAGAACUGAAAAAUUGCAACCAAGCUUUUGA